Messenger RNA from Amoebophrya sp. A120, 2392 nucleotides. Lineage: Eukaryota; Dinophyceae; Syndiniales; Amoebophryaceae. The record is from the annotation of a GenBank genome assembly.
CGCGGCCACGGCUACGGUCGGCAAAAAAACGCCCACGACCUCACUACCCCCGCCCCGGCGGCUAUAUUUGUACUAAUGUUCAUGAAUUAUACGACUGUAGUCGCUGUUUCUCUUUCUGAACAACACCUGGGUGGCAACCCGGUACCAGGGUGGUGCGGAGCUUUGCCCGUGACUGGAAGUGCCAGAGUUCAUCGUGCGUUGCAAUUUCUUCAUGUGAGUUGUAUUUCGUGCUUCGCUUCAUGAAUCCUUCCAGAAAGAGAGCCACCAGCCGCUCGUUGGUGACUUACCAGUGUGAGCUUGUUACUAGCACGAGCCCAACAUCAUCUAGGAGUGAGGAGAGUUGAUGGGACAUGUGUGAGCGGAAGAUGCUUUGUUAAGAGUCAUUCGGGAACUGAACUUACUUAAUAAGCAUCUGGCCCCGUCCUUGGUUGAGGUUGAAGAAGGGAACGUUUGACAGAAUGGGGUCUGACCGUCUUCCAGGGGGGGUGUCGGGAUUGGCGACCGGCCACCCAUCCUCGAAGAACGAAGGAGCAACGGUGCAGAUGAAGAGUCCUUUCUUUGGAACCACAAAUAUUAAAACGAGGCCCCCCGGCGCAGUACAACCGAGUGUAGUGACACCAGCUGACAAAAAGUGCGGGUCGGCACCGCCAAAAGGACGCAAGCUCUCGGGCGUGUCGCUUCCCACCUGGCGGGUAUCCACGUCCUCCUCCGCGUCUUCUUCGAGUGGCGGCAAUGGGAAUCACUCGGGAGCCAAAACAAGUAGCGGGAACAACAAACGCGGCUCCCUGGGCACUCUGAAUGCUUCGUCGAAAUCCGUGGUGUUCAAGAUGAAGAAUUUUUCGAAUGUGUUUCGAAAACGGUUCACCGGUAUUCCCGAGACCGCGCCCGUGAUUGCCUGGAAGUCGGUGAACAUUGCCUACCAUUCGGAUUCGCGGCUCGCCGGCGAAAUUGUGGACCAACUCUGCGAGAAGUGCAGCUUGGAGCAGCUGAACCGGGCUCGGGAUCCACGACUGUCGUUACUGGCAGCGCCAGGAUCGUCGUUUCGUGAAUCCGGGGUGGACCACGAAGCCCGCACUCCGGAUGCCAAGUGCAGCGCAGCGGCCGCAGCGCCUUUGAUGGCCGGACGCGACAGCGUCACCGUCACCGAAGACGUCGAUGCUGUCUCUGUACCGCCGAAGCUCUCGAAGUCGGCCACGUCUUCGACGAAUGGCAGCUCGGUAGAAAGCGACCUUGGAGCAGGCGAAGACAAUCUUCCAAACGCCGUAGCGUCCGCAAAAAAGGACCACAGCCACCACGGGAAGAAGUCGAGAAAAAGGAGCGCUGGAGGCCGAGCAGGGGGCUCAUCGAUCAUAAGCCGACUGUCCUUUCGCCGCACGGGGUCAGGCAAAGCCCUGGGCCGCAAGGCAUCGAAAUUGUUCGUGGAGCUCUCCUCUCGCGAUAUCUACGAAGAUGCGCGGAACUCGGUGCUUUCGGCGGCCGAGCUCCCGCAAGGACGCGAAAGUAAACAAAUUUAUUGUUUUGUUGACGUGGACAUGAUCAUGCACAUGCAGGCAGCUGUAAUUCUUCUUUUUUCUCAAAUUCAAAAUCAAUCGUAUUUUCAGAUAGAGAUAGAUGUUUUGUCCGUGGUUUACUAGCACGACCAGUCCUCACAUUUUCAUGUUUCUCAACAGCGUACCAGAGCAUCACUGUAACUCUUCCGCCGAAUCCGGGUCCUGUGGUGUCUGAUGCAGAAACCGUCGACAGCACCGCGCAGCAUCACUCGCAGCUGCAGCAGCGUGACAACGCUAGGCUACAGCAGGACCAGGCCCGUUCAAAGGGGAAGGUGUUGGUUUCAUGCACACCAAAACUGUGUGGAAACUGGAAAGAUGACGCAGAUCCUUACGCUACGCUGUCGCUGUUCCUAGCCCUUCGCGGAGUUGGUACUUACUUACAAUUUCCGGUGCUCUUCAUAGUACGCCGACGCGAAAAGAGAAGUCUGUUCAUAGAAUCCGAAUUGGUUGAAAAUCUGUUCAUAGAAUCCGAAUAUGCAAUUUUAUGUGCAACAACAACGCGCAAACCACAAACUUUGGAUUUGCUUGCCCUCACAGGACCAAAACAAACUGGACCGCCGCACGUUUGAAAAUCUUAUGUCAGAUUUGACGAACUUCGUGCUGUGGAGCCGCACCGUGCUGUUGCGUUCUACGCCCGAGUCGAUACUGGUUUUCUACCAUCCGGAGCGGGAAGAAGAGUGUCGCAAAAUAUUUCCGCCGGAAGCGACUUUCGUUGCUUUGGAAGAGGCAACAACAAGCCAUGGCUCACUUAAACCUGUUCCUGCGGAAGUGAUGCACAUGACGCUUCAGAGUUCUUUGACGGGUGUGUUACAGCGCGAGAACAGUAGCAGGCGCCCCUCACG